Ostreococcus lucimarinus CCE9901 is the source of this 1763-nucleotide messenger RNA. RefSeq lists its product with no specific name. The coding region runs from base 1 to 1734 and encodes 577 amino acids. Gene Ontology annotation, cellular component: membrane. The transcript has 2 exons. Lineage: Eukaryota; Viridiplantae; Chlorophyta; Mamiellophyceae; Mamiellales; Bathycoccaceae. Gene Ontology annotation, biological process: defense response. The record is from RefSeq and is a predicted model, not a curated record.
AUGCUGCACGUGUUCGAACACCUGCAGCUGGAGCUGAUGCUGCUGGGGACGCUGUCGCUGCUGCUGACGGCGCUGCAGGACGCGCUGAUGAAGAUUUGCGUGAAGGAGGAGGGGUCGUACGGGACGGAUGAGUGCCCAAAAGGCGAGGGACCGCUGUGGAGCGCGACGACGCUGCAUCAGACGCAUAUUUUCAUAUUCAUUUUGGCGUGCACGCACGUGAGUUACGUGGCGGUGAGCGCGUACGUGUGCUCGUGGAAGCUGCGGCAGUGGCGGCGUUGGGAGACGGAGGGGGAGGUGAAGGUGCACGCGUUGAAUCCGAAGAUUAACCCGAGGAACGCGACGGGGAUUGUGCAUUUGGUGUGGCGCGCGUUUUGGUCGCAGUUUCGAUUCGCGGUGGACAAGGGGAUGUACUUGUCGUUGCGAAGAUUGUUUUUGGAGCGCACGGGGGCGACGCACGAUUUCAACUUUUACGAUUACUUGCGCGAGUCCAUGGAGGAAGACAUGAGCUCGCUCAUCGGGAUGACGGUGUUGAUGUGGUCGAUGGCUACGAUUUUCGUGACGGUGCCGCAGGCGUUGUUCUUAUCCGCGGGGAUCGUGUGUCUGGGCGUCAUGCUCUUCGUGGGGACGAUGCUCGAGAGCGUGGCGUUGCGUCUCGCGCAAGCUGCGUACGAACGUUUCGCCGACGAGAACGAACUCGAAGAGAGGUUGGCGGAAGAAGAGCUAGACAUUUCUAUCGAAAAAUCACCCACUGUGCGGCGACGCGAGCUGCGAAAAGAGAUUGAUUCGCAAAAUUUCUUUUGGUUGGGUCGACCGCGUUUGCUGCUCAAAGUUUACCAAUUCGUGUUGUUUGAAAACGCCAUUUCACUAUCCAUGCUCAUCUUCAGCAUGUGGCAAGAUAAAAAGUGGUUGACCUACAACGCGAGUAUGUCGGUCGGCACCGCCUGGGCGCUGUUUGCCGUCGACGUCUGCGUGUUGAUGCACAGCGCUUUGUUCAUUCUUCCCGUGUACGCCAUCACGUCGACCGUUGGUUCACAUUGCGCGACUUCUUUGCAAGAAUACGCCGAUAAACUCGGCAUCACGCGCGAGGCCGCUUUACAAGCGUAUUUAGAACGCGCCAAUGAGUCGAUGUCCACAGCUGACGCCGCAGAGGUGGCGGCGUACGAUUUGAGUUUACUCGGGCGUGACGUCAAGGAGGUCGUCUCGAGCGGAGAUUUCGAUCAAGAAGCCGUGCCAGUUUCGGCGCUACCUAAAGACUUACAAGCUGUCGCGGGUGCGUCUAGUCGUCAAUUAUCCGCUGGUCUCAAAGAUAUCCAGGCCAGAGGCCAGGCGCGAAAAUCGUGGGCGAAGGCGGCGGGCAAGCUCGCGGCUGGGCAAAAAGAUUACUCGCGAGAGAAUGAAAAAUCAAUCACCAGUUUGCUCGGCGCUAUCUUGUCAAAUCAAAUGAAAGCCGAGCUCGCAAAGCAAAAGCGAGAAAAAGAAGCGAAAGAAGCGGCAAGAGCGGCGAGUCCUGGUGUUGUCGGAGCGUUGCAGCGAACAUUUUCGAAGAAGGAUAUAGCCACGAUGUCCGUCGGUCAACCAUCCGCCGACGACGUCACCGAAGACUCGCCAAUUCCAAGUUCGAAGGUCUUGGUUAGUAAACCGUCGAUGAAGGACGUCUUUAGCAUGGCCUCGCCUCCUCCUAAGCCAACAAUGCGUAGCUCGCUCGACGAAGAAAAAAUCGUGGAGGAGCCGUAAGAUGAGACGUCUGAAUGAAUCGCGCAAAC